Molecule: messenger RNA, 447 nt
Organism: Postia placenta MAD-698-R-SB12
Lineage: Eukaryota; Fungi; Basidiomycota; Agaricomycetes; Polyporales; Adustoporiaceae
Exons: 7
Coding region: 1-447 (148 amino acids)
Source: RefSeq, a predicted model, not a curated record
AUGACUGUGAUUAUUGAAGCGCCACAGGUCUGGCUCACAGGAAGCCUCAUAGUGGAUAUUGUGAUCGCGAUAUCGAUGUCUAUCCUACUCCUCCGAAGCAGAACUGGUGUUCCGCGGACGGAUGCCCUGAUUAACUGGGUACUACGCCAAACAACCAUCUAUGAGACAAUCGUCCAAAAUCUGACUAAGUUUCGGGCACGUUUCAGAAAGCACAUGGAAGAUAAUCUCGUAGUGGAACUCUUUCCUAUGAGCUUCAAAUGCGCUACUACACCAGCCAAUGAGCCCAGCUUGGAGACUCUGCGCUACACGGAGGAAGAUCUAGCUGUCGCUACCUCACUAGGACAGAAACAUGCAUUAACUGAAUUAAUGCACGAGGAGAACUGGGAAGUCAGGAUUCCCAAGCACGCGACGGCCCCACGAGUCAGACCCGAAUCGUGCUCGGACUAA